AUGAACUGUGGUCCAAACGCGAAUUCUUCUUCUUCUUCUUCCUUCUUUCUAAUACCACAUCAUCAACAACAACAAGUCAAAUUUCAACAACAAUGUGAUAGCUCUUCUCAACAAGUCGAACUACAACCAGACAUUACCCUUCAGCAUCACAACAUUCAUUCCUUUGAUCAUUUAGAAGUUCCUCCACAGGUGCAAUCACCACAAUAUUUACAAGUGACAAACGUCAAACCAUCCAAUGAUCUGCGAUUAUCAGCAGAAAGGAAGAACAUUUCCAACCAAAAACACACCAUCACCACCACAACACAUCGAAAGACAUCUCGAAUGAUCAUUUGGACUCCAAGUACCUCAUCAUCAUCAGCGACUAAUACAUCCAUCAUCACCACCAAGAAUGCAACAUUGACAAGAAAUCAAACAACAUCAUCGUCAUCCAAUCAAACUCAUCAUUCACCGAGAUUGAAAGUGAAUUAUCAGGAAAUGUCGAAAUAUUUCCAUGCUCCACAAAUUGUGGCUGCUCGAAUGCUUGGAGUGAGUGUUUCCACUUUGAAAAGAAGAUAUAAGGAAGUGAGUAAGGGAGAACGAUGGCCUUAUUCGAAGAUGUCCUUACAUGAAAAAAAGAAGAGUUUAUGGUUUUACAUCAAUGAUCAAGAUGAAGAUGAAAAUGCUCUCUCUCAAGAAUGUCUUCUCGUACUUCAGAGAGCAUUCACGAAUUGCACUCUCCCGAACAAGUUUUACUUUUCCGAUUUGUCAUCCUUUCACACCAAUGCCAACAACAACAAUUGGAAAUCUCUUGCGUCGAUGAAUGUUCCAUCGAAAAGUAUCGAAAAGUAA
Molecule: messenger RNA, 828 nt
Organism: Naegleria fowleri
Lineage: Eukaryota; Heterolobosea; Eutetramitea; Acrasida; Naegleriidae
Exons: 4
Coding region: 1-828 (275 amino acids)
Source: RefSeq, a predicted model, not a curated record